Molecule: messenger RNA, 2573 nt
Organism: Cephus cinctus (wheat stem sawfly)
Lineage: Eukaryota; Metazoa; Arthropoda; Insecta; Hymenoptera; Cephidae
Gene: cpb
Product: F-actin-capping protein subunit beta
Exons: 4
Coding region: 410-1231 (273 amino acids)
Biological process (GO): regulation of lamellipodium assembly; barbed-end actin filament capping; cell morphogenesis
Cellular component (GO): cytoplasm; F-actin capping protein complex
Molecular function (GO): actin filament binding
Source: RefSeq, a predicted model, not a curated record
UAACGUCAUUUUAGCAGUCGCCAUUUUGCGCUCAUUACUUUAAUGAUCGCAGAAACGAGCGAAGAAGAAUCGUGGCUGUACGUGCAUCAUAUUUAGGUUUAUGGUGACCGCUAUGGAAAGCGUAUCUUUCCAAGCUGUAAAGUCAAUUAGUUUUUCGAAUUUCUAUAGAGAAUUAUGAAGUACAGUUAUUCUUUAAAGUGGGUUUAGGAACACGUUAUGUUGACCAAUCGCUGUUCACUCUGACACACCCUUUAAAUGUUAGUUUUUUUGCCGAAUGCAAGUGAAACAGUCAACAAUUAAAGAUUGUUCGGUGACUAUAACAUUUUCGUUCGUUUUAUAUUGUUAAUAUAUAAUUUUAUAUAUCUGCCUUUACGUCGAUAAUUAAGAGUUAUCUGCCAACGAAGCUACCAUGACGGAACAGCAGAUGGACUGUGCUUUGGAUUUGAUGAGGAGGCUACCGCCUCAGCAGAUCGAGAAGAAUUUAAGUGAUCUUAUCGAUCUUGUUCCUUCGUUAUGCGAGGAUUUAUUAUCCUCGGUGGACCAGCCUCUCAAAAUAGCCAAGGAUAAAGAAUCUGGGAAAGAUUAUCUUUUAUGUGACUAUAAUCGCGACGGUGAUUCAUACAGGUCUCCAUGGAGUAAUACGUAUGAUCCACCGCUAGAAGAUGGUUCUAUGCCUUCGGAGAGGCUAAGGAAAUUAGAAAUAGAUGCGAAUCAUGCUUUUGACCAGUAUCGUGAGCUUUAUUUCGAGGGUGGCGUCUCGUCCGUAUAUCUAUGGGACCUAGACCAUGGCUUUGCUGGAGUAAUUUUAAUUAAGAAAGCUGGUGAUGGUUCAAAGAAAAUCAAGGGUUGCUGGGAUUCGAUACAUGUCGUUGAGGUCCAAGAGAAGUCAACAGGCAGGACCGCGCAUUACAAACUCACUUCAACAGCAAUGUUAUGGCUGCAAACGAACAAGCAUGGUUCCGGAACCAUGAAUCUUGGUGGCAGUCUAACUAGACAGGUCGAACAGGAUGCAGCCAUAAGUGAAACAUCUCCACACAUUGCGAAUAUAGGUCGCAUGGUGGAGGACAUGGAGAAUAAAAUUCGCAAUACCCUGAACGAGAUUUACUUCGGUAAAACGAAAGAUAUCGUCAACGGUCUUAGAUCGGUUCAAUCCCUGGCGGAUCAGAGGCAGCAGGCGGCACUUCGACAAGACUUAGCCGCAGCGCUGCAAAGGCGAAACGCGAACAAUUGAUCUCACGAUACGCAGGAGAGCUUCAAUUACGAUUGUGAUUAGGAAAAGGAAAGACGCCGACGACAAAAACAAAAGCAAAAAGAUAAUGAAACAGAAUAAAGAGCAAUGAACACAAGUAAAACUAAAAGAAAAAGGGUAGCCAAGUCAUGAAAACGACAUUGUAUUGCCGAGCACUUUGUUAUUACCUAGAUGAGGAUUAUAGCGAGGAAAGAAAGAGUUAAGCAAAUGAGAAGCAAGAUAGUAACCUCCUUCUUUUUGGAAGUCGGUUAAAGAUACAGAGAAUUCACAACAACGGAUUUACUAAGAAGAAAUCUGUGUCUACUGGGUUUCUUUGAUGUCACAUCCUUAAUUGAUAGCUUCUGUUUCUUGCACAGAUUCUCAUGCAAAAACAGAAUCAAAAAGAAUUACUAAACACGACCCCAUAAACUCGCCUCAUACUGCAUUCAAUACUAUAGCCAAACGGUAGAUAGUUGGAUGUAUAUCUAGAAAUAAAUCACAAUUCGUUACCAAGUCGUCCCGCGAUUCUAGUUACGCUGUUUAUGUUACACGAAGAAAAAAAAGAAAAGAAGAAAAAACGGAAAAAGAAUUCGCGUGACUAGUGGAAAAAUAACUUCGUUAUCAGCUUCCUGUCAAAGGCGUAUUGAAUUCACAUUAGGAUUCUCAUAUCCGUCGAGAAUAGUCUCCCUGAAGAAGCCUCGGCGUCUCGAGAGCAUUUUGAAGCGAUAUAAUUUGUUAAAGAUUUUAAAGGGUUGUUUAUUGCUUAUGACCGCGAGAGGUUUUUUGCAUUUUCUCUUGGCCUCUUCCUCUUCUCGUUCUAUUUCCCAGACGCUUCUACUAACGCGUGGGUCCUACUACUAUCCGUACAAGACAUUUCGUAUUGCCAGUUCCUUAAGGGUUUUUCAUUCUUUAUGUUUUUUCUCUUCGUUCUUUCAUGGUCGAAAUUCCUCCAACAUGCAGUAAACGGUUAUCGAUAACUGUCUGGCUGAUUAUGAAUUUUUGUCGUCGAGAGACUUUCAAGCUGAAUAUUUUCAUGAAUUUCACUUAAAGAGAUUUAUAGUAGCCGUAGUAGCGACAUGCACGCGGACAAGUCUGAAUACAGAAGAUAAAACUCGGAAGAGCAUCCCUCAAAAAAAGAAGAUAAAGAAAACGUAUGGAUUUCGAGGAUUACGUUUGUAUGAGAAAAAGAAAAGAAAAUUUUCUUCGAAAGUACCUCGACGAAUCCAAAUGACUUUUAUAACGUUUCAAGUUUUAUUACUAUAUAAAUAUCACGGUAUACUAAUAACACGCAAUCAUUAAUUGUUAUAAAAAACUUUAUUAUUAAAAAUGAAAGGAAGUAGCAUAA